AUGAUUUCAUUAGAAUUUAUUGUACUACUUUGUACAUUGCAAAUAAUUAACGGUGACAAUUUGCAGGAUGCUUUAACCUGCAUUGAACCAUCAUUUAGUUGCAAUCAACAUGAUAAAAACGUUGUGAAUCUGAAUGGAUCUGUGAUUAGAUGCGAAGCUGGAAAACAAUGCAAUUCCGAAUAUUUAUUGCCUUGCGAUCCUUGCAUCGAUAUACCUCCGAAAUGUGAAAAUGCGUUCUUUUGUAACGAAAAUGAUUUAAGCAAAUUUUAUACCGACUCUGGCGAAUUUAAGUGUGAAAACGGUUAUAUUUGUAAUGCGAAAUACGAACAUCACUGCGAACCUUGUGUGAAAAAAACAUGUAAGCCUAAAUAUCCGUGGACGUGCAUCAAAGAAAACUUAUUUAUUAUGAACGAUUCUUUUCAUAAGUGUCCCGAGGGAACGUUCUGCAAUAAAUUGGAUAAAUAUCCGUGUACACCAUGUAUCAGUUCUUAUAGAGAACGUCAUUAUGCCAGAAGGUUGUCAUUUUAUAAAUAAAAUACUUAUCUUGAAAGAUGUAUCG
Molecule: messenger RNA, 559 nt
Organism: Nicrophorus vespilloides
Lineage: Eukaryota; Metazoa; Arthropoda; Insecta; Coleoptera; Silphidae
Exons: 5
Coding region: 1-534 (177 amino acids)
Source: RefSeq, a predicted model, not a curated record